AUGAAUCUUCUCUUAUUUACAGACAUAACACCAACUCUGACUGUGCAGCCACAGACGCCUGUGUUUAUUGGAGACUCAGUUACUCUGAUCUGUGAGGUUCAUCAGUCCACUGGAUGGGAGUUUAUCUUCAAAAACCCUUCAAACACUGAAUCCACUGAAACUACAGGAACUAAAAAAAUCAGAUCUGUGCAAGUCUCUGAUGGAGGAAAGUACAAGUGCAGAGCCAGAAGAAAAGAAAACCCUCAGGUUUACACAGAAGACAGUGAACCAAUAACAGUGACAGUACAGGAUAUAACACCAACUCUGACUGUGCAGCCACAGACGUCUGUGUUCAUUGGAGACACAGUUACUCUGACCUGUGAGGUUCAUCAGUCCACGGGAUGGCAGUUUUUCUUUACCAAAUCAUCAAACAUUGAAUACUAUGAAACUACAGGAACUACAACAAUCAGAUCUGUAAAAGUCUCUGAUGGAGGAGAGUACAAGUGCAGAGCUGGAAGAGGAAACCCUCAGGUUUACACAAAAUACAGUGAACCAAUAACAGUGACAGUACAGGAAAGACCAACACCUCAAGUGUCUGUUUUGCCUGCUGAUCAUUUAUUCAGAGGAGAAACUCUCAAUCUCAGAUGUGUCAUCAAUGGAGGAGGAGUCAGCAGCUGGCAGUACAGCUGGUAUAAAAAUGAUUCAAUCAUCCAGCAGAAUAAACUCCAGUAUUACACAAUCAGAUCUGUUACUGAGUCUGACGCAGGUAAAUACACCUGUAGAGGGAAUGAGACCAGAGGAUCAAGAUACUCAAACACAAGUAAUGCAGUUACACUGACAGUAUCAGAUAAACCACAGACAGUUUUAAGUGUUUCUCCACAGCAGUGGUUGACUGAAGGAGAUUCAGUGACUCUGAUGUGUGAGGUUAGAAGUUCAUCUACAGGCUGGACAUUCAGCGUGUUCACUGUACAGAAACAUUCCUCAGUGAAUAAAUAUGAUUAUGAGCUGGUGUCAAACAGCAGUGGAGGAUUUAAAGGCAUCUACACAGUGAGUUCAGUGACUGUGAAGCACACAGGAGUUUAUAUGUGCAGAGCAGAGAGAGGAGAUCCAGUCUAUCACACAGAGUACAGUAACACACAAACACUGUGGAUCACUGGUGUUUCUCCUUCAGUCUCUCUGAUCAUCAGACCCAACAGAUCUCAACAAUUCUCAUCUGAAUCUCUCUCUCUGAGCUGUGAGGAUCACAGUAACUCUACUGGUUGGACAGUGAGAAGAUACACAGACAAACUGAAAUCUUGUUCAUCAUCAGACAUGAGAUCUACAGGAACAACAUCUACAUGUACAAUCAGAUCUCUCAGCACAUCUGAUACUGGAGUGUACUGGUGUCAGUCUGAAUCUGGAGAGAAACUUCAUCCUGUUAAUAUCUCAGUACACAAUGUUGAUGUGAUUCUGGACAGUCCUGUUCAUCCUGUGACUGAAGGAGAUCCUCUGACUCUACGCUGUUUAUAUCGAGAUAAAAACCCCUCUAACCUCACAGCUGAAUUUUAUAAAGAUGAAUCAGUGGUGCAGAAUCAGACUACAGGAGACAUGAUGAUCAUCCCUACAGUCUCAAAGUCACAUGAGGGUUUCUACUACUGUAAACACCCAGAGAGAGGAGAGUCUCCAAAGAGCUGGAUCUCAGUCAGAGUUUCAGGUUUUUAUCAGGAGAUGUUUGGCCUCAAGAGUUUUACUUUUCCGUUGGCAGUUUGUCCAUAUCUGAUAGCGACAGUCGUGCUGGUUGUCAAAUGCUACAGACUGAGAGGUGAAUCAUCUGUCUGAUUUAUUGGGUCAUUAUAUUCGAUUAUUAUACUGAAUUAAACAAAUUAGUUCAUAUUGUCAUUAUCACUGGAUGUAGCUGGAUUAUAUCUGUAUAAAAUAACAUUGAUGUCUUUAUGAUUGAUGAGUUGUGUUUAAUUUGUUGUGGCCUCAAUAAUUUGUAUCAUAGUGAUGCUCAUCUCCGUCUGUACAGAUCCUUUGAUUUGGAUUUUUCUAAUGUUUGUUCUUCAUCUACUUAAACAUCUUUGUUCAUUUUGCUUAUUAUUGUCACCCUUAGCUUGCUCACUGAGGGAUGUGUCAGACACUUUUCUUCAUAGUGAGUUUGAAAUAUAUGAAUUAGAUUGAAAAGUGCUAUGCAAAAUAAAUUGA
This is a messenger RNA of Paramisgurnus dabryanus, 2163 nucleotides long. RefSeq names its product Fc receptor-like protein 5. NCBI's taxonomy places the organism in Eukaryota, Metazoa, Chordata, Actinopteri, Cypriniformes, Cobitidae. Gene Ontology annotation, biological process: cell surface receptor signaling pathway; immune response. Gene Ontology annotation, molecular function: transmembrane signaling receptor activity. Gene Ontology annotation, cellular component: external side of plasma membrane. The record is from RefSeq and is a predicted model, not a curated record.